AUGUCUGACAAAGCGUAUAUCUUACUAGAUACACAUCUACAUGUAACUUUCUCAUUUCUCUCAUUGACUCUCUUAUUUGCUUUCAUAUACUCUAACUUAAAGACAGAGAAAAGGCGGAAACUGAAAGAAGUCACAUCUAUGGAAAAUAUAGACAAUGCAACUAAAGAAAACAUUAAAAGAAUGAAAUCUGACAAGCGGCUUUUGAUGACAAUAUUCUUCAUCUUAUUGCUCUUUUUCCUAACAUAUUCGCCUUACGCUGUUUUCAUUCAUUUGGGAUUUUUCUGCACAUCCUGCAGUAAAUCCAAGUUCUAUUAUUUCUUGAGCCGAACAUCCGAGCCCGCAAUGUCUCUGAACAGUGUUCUCAACCCAUUUAUUUAUGCGUGGCGACACAAGAACUUUCGUAAGGCUCUAGGAUGGGUCGUGAAGUGUCGUGGACGAAAAAGGCCGAAUGUUUGA
Messenger RNA from Dendronephthya gigantea, 456 nucleotides. Its product is annotated as galanin receptor type 1-like. Gene Ontology annotation, biological process: G protein-coupled receptor signaling pathway. The record is from RefSeq and is a predicted model, not a curated record. Gene Ontology annotation, molecular function: G protein-coupled receptor activity. NCBI's taxonomy places the organism in Eukaryota, Metazoa, Cnidaria, Anthozoa, Malacalcyonacea, Nephtheidae. The transcript has a single exon. The coding region runs from base 1 to 456 and encodes 151 amino acids. Gene Ontology annotation, cellular component: membrane.